Messenger RNA from Nilaparvata lugens (brown planthopper), 8783 nucleotides. It is a transcript of the gene Syx1A, whose product is annotated as syntaxin-1A. Lineage: Eukaryota; Metazoa; Arthropoda; Insecta; Hemiptera; Delphacidae. The transcript is spliced from 10 exons. Gene Ontology annotation, cellular component: synaptic vesicle; endomembrane system; presynaptic active zone membrane. The coding region runs from base 170 to 1054 and encodes 294 amino acids. Gene Ontology annotation, biological process: synaptic vesicle fusion to presynaptic active zone membrane; exocytosis; intracellular protein transport. Gene Ontology annotation, molecular function: SNAP receptor activity; SNARE binding. The record is from RefSeq and is a predicted model, not a curated record.
CACAUUGACAGACGGCAUUGCAGGAGCAUAUCGAUUUUUACCAUCGUCUGAAGUUUAGUGUCCGUAUCGUCUUUAUUAGUGUAGUAGUGUCUUCACAUGAAGAUUAUCGUGCAUGGGAUUUUUGUUUAAUUCGAAAUUAAUUAUCCUUGUGUAUUCGGAAAGUUAGAAGAUGACGAAGGAUAGGCUAGCAGCUUUGAAAGCGGCUCAGAGUGAUGACGACGAUGUCGGUCCAGACGAAGUGUCGGUCAAUGUGGAGGGGCGCGAUGGAUUCAUGGACGAAUUCUUCGCGGAGGUGGAGGAGAUUAGAGACAUGAUAGAUAGGAUUCAAACAAAUGUCGAAGAAGUAAAGAAAAAGCAUAGCGCCAUAUUAUCGGCGCCACAGACGGAUGAAAAGGUUAAACAAGAACUGGAAGACCUAAUGGCGGAUAUUAAGAAGACAGCAAAUAAAGUCAGAGCUAAAUUAAAGGUAAUCGAACAAAACAUAGAACAAGAAGAGCACACGAACAAAUCGUCGGCGGAUUUGAGGAUACGGAAGACGCAACAUUCGACACUGUCGCGCAAGUUCGUGGAGGUGAUGACCGAGUACAACCGCACGCAGACCGACUACCGGGAGCGCUGCAAGGGCAGGAUACAGCGCCAGCUCGAAAUCACUGGUCGAACAACAACGAAUGAGGAGCUAGAAGAGAUGCUUGAACAGGGCAAUUCAGCAGUAUUCACUCAAGGGAUAAUAAUGGAAACGCAGCAAGCGAAACAGACACUUGCCGACAUUGAGGCGCGACAUGCCGACAUCAUCAAACUGGAGAACUCCAUCAGGGAACUCCACGACAUGUUCAUGGAUAUGGCUAUGUUGGUCGAAAGUCAGGGCGAAAUGAUCGACCGCAUCGAAUACCACGUGGAGCAUGCAGUGGACUACGUGCAGACAGCCACGCAGGACACCAAGAAAGCGCUCAAGUAUCAGAGCAAAGCGCGGCGGAAGAAGAUCAUGAUCCUGAUCUGCCUGACAGUUUUGGGACUGAUCCUAGCUUCCACCGCGGCCAGCUACGUUGGACUUUAGACAAAAACACGCUGUAUGAAGGAAAGAGUUGUAUUUGUUUAUUGACCAUCAACGCAGUGGGCGCCAUAUUUGAUGACGUCACUCGACAUCGAAUCAAACCAUUACAUCGAAUCAUCAAUCAUCGCCAUGAAUCAUCAGUCACAGCAUCAGCAUCAAUGUAAUCAACGCAGCUCGCUUCUGAUGCCGCCACUAGUCAAGUUUAGCAGUCAAUCGUCAAUCAUCACCAAUCAUCGCACAACAAUCAUCUGUCAAAAAUAAACUGUGGUUUAAACGGCCCUAGAGUAUUGUGUUGAGGUAAGGAAGUAUUGGAAAUUGGUCAUCUAUUUGAGUGGGGAAAUAUUGUUUUUGAUUCAAUCAUGAAAUAUAUUUCUUCAAUAACAUUUUUUUUUAAAUUGAGUUUCAUUUAUUUUAUUGAUAUUCAUUUAUUGAGUUUCAUUGGAUGGGAAGACCCAGAGAUGUGUUCUAAAGUUUUCUUAAUUAUUCCCUUGAGUCACAUCUUCCAUAGAAAUUGUAACUAUUAAUAAUUGAUUGGAGUAUUAAAGUGACUAACUAGACUAUUGGAGUAAUAGACUAAAGCCUGUAAGUUAAAGUGUAUGAAUCCAUUGGAAAAUAGCUAAUACAAUAAUAUGAAAGGAAUGAAUAGCACAUCGAGGUAUGGCAUUAGUUAUUAUUGAAUAUUAGUGAAUUCAUUUUAAUAUUAUAUACUUACUGUAAUAAAAACAGGUCGAGCAAAAAAUCAUUUUUAGUGCUAUCUAACUGAACACUUCCAAUAUCAAUAUGAAUUCGCUAGCAUUUGGAUAAUUACUGUAGCUAUUUCUGAAUUUUCCUAUCGUUCAAUUAUUUUAUGUUAUAUUAUUAUAUUUAUAGUGAAUUGAUUAAUCGCAGCUCCUUGAAUAUAGGUGAAAUUUCAGUUUUUAUUUUCCAAGAUUGCAUGAACAUAUAAUAGAAUAAAAUUAAAUUUCAUUCUUUGUGUUACAAGAUUUUUCAAGAAAAACUGACUCACAUUGAAUAAUUCACCAACUUUCCAAUCAAAUUUCAAGGUAGUUAAUUACCAAUAGAACAGAAGUAAGAAAAAUCACCAAUUUUCAAAAUAGAUGACUAGUUUCCAAAAAUUCACUUAUGUGUUAUUUCAGCUAAAUUGAUACCAAUCAAUAGUGAUAAUGUAUGUGUAGUUUAAUGAGGUUUCUUAAGCAGUAGCUUGGUUUUUUGUAUUCAAAUUAAGUUUUUCUUCAAUGAGAGUCAUUGAUUAAUUUUGUUGGAUGAAUGAUGACAGCUUUCUACGAGGUGGCAGCUCAAUGAUUUAGGGCAGCUUUUUGUAAAAAAAUGAUUAAAUAUGUCAUCUAAAUUUUGACGAGUUUUGAAACUUUAUAUAGAGUGAUGGAUGAAGUUUGAUUGGAUUGGCAGUAUUGGUGAGAGAUUUGAAAAAUUAGUGAGAGAUCAGAGUUUAUGAAGUUGAAUUUCAUCUCGAUUGGUUGCUAGAUUUCAAGUUGGAUUCUUGUUGUCUGUAAACAUAAAACACUGCGCAUAAAAACAUGAAACAUUGUCUCUCCCCCAUACAAUGUUAACUGAGAGAGCUUGCGCCUGAAAAGUCCAAGGACCGUAUUUAUAAACAAUACUCGACAACGAACGUUGCCAAAAGUAAGGUUUGGUUGCUCAACAACUAGCUACAAGAAUCUUCAUGGUUUGGUUACCUGGUAACCAAAGCGUGCUUGGCUAAGCUCGUUCUUGAGAAUCGUUUACAAAUACAUCCCCUAAACACCAUCUUAUUACCCCAUGAAGCUACAAAAAACUCCAAAUAUUACCGUUAAUGACAAUAUCUUGCAAUACCAAUCCCUUGUAGUUAGGAAAUUGGAAUAUUCAUUAAAUUUCAAAUAAUUUGAUAGACAACGAAUGAUACUUCAAUAUUGAUCUCUCUUUAGAGAAGUGAUUGUUCAACAAUAAAAACGUGAGAUCUUGAUUCAAUGUAUGUAUUUUUAAUGUCAAUGUUUGACUAUCAAAAAUAUUGUUUGGCUACUUCUAUGGAACAUGCAACAACUCAUUAUAUUAUUCUGCCUGCACACUAAACAUACAGUCAUUAUUAACUAGCAAACUUUGUUAAGCCCGUCUAGUGUGUGAGCAGCAAUAGAAUAGAGUACUGUUAUAUUUUUCCUAAAAGAAAUCCAACAAAAUAAUUAUGAUAGUCUUAUUAGUGGAAAAUCUAAAUGAAUUAUAAUUAUGUUUUAUUAAGUGUCACACUUGAAUUGGGAGGAUACCCAAAUUAUAUAAUGCUAGUUGAUGAGAAAAGUUGAUUCAUUGAACCAUUGUAUUGUGGGAAGGUUCUGUGAUAGGGUCUUGAAAUCGCCGAUUAUUCUGUUACGUCAUUUAGAGAUGUUCUCAAUUCUUGAAUCAGGCAGAGAUUUCAUUGAUAAUUAGACACUACUACACUAAAACACCACAUUCUAUAACAAACGUUUUUAUCAAUGUUAAAUCUGUCUUGACGUAUUUGAACCCUUCUGAAAAUACACUUCACUUUGAUCUAAAACUGCUGAAGUGAGGCUAGUUUUUCAAGAUUAAAAUGAAACUUGAACAAAUCUUUAAUUAAUUCUUUGUGUGGAAAUGUUUGCAUUGAAUUUGUAAGUUGAAAAAUGAAGUGUCUAAAACGACGGAGGGAUGUGAAUCUAGUCUAGACUACUUUUAGGUGUCAUUGAUUAGCUUUACUAUAGUGUAGAAAAACUCCAAUAGCCUACUUGAGCUGCUAGUAUGGAAUGGAUUUGUAUAGUAGGCUAUUUGUGAAAGUUCAAUUAUUAUUCUGGGUUAAUCAUUAUCAAAAAUUAUUUGGGAGAUUUUCGUGAAUUGUGUUGGAUUCCGUGUUGGAUUAUAUCUUCUUUGAAACUUACUAAGCCAACGUAAUUUAAGGAUAUUAAGCGGUUUUCAAAUUUUCAACUUGUGUGUGGAUGCUAGUUAUCAUUGCUAUUAUAGGAAAUCUACAAUUAUAAAAAAGUAAUCUGUGAGAAGAAACUAUAGAUAAAGAGAUCGAGAGAAGAUUUAGAAAUUUUUAUAAUAAUUCAUGUAAUUUUUUAUCCGUAAAUUAUGGGAAUAUUGUAGUAAAUAAAAGCCUAAUUUAGUUCAUCUGUUAUUAAGGACAGAUGAUAGUUUAUUGUAUUCUUUGCAUAGAUUGAAUUAAUCGUUGAAAUAUGUAUAUGAAAUUAUCUGUUGGCUUCUACAAUAUAUUUAUCUCUACAAUCUUAUCUUCAAAGAUAGAAUGUUGAAUCGUUUAUAAUAAUUUGAAUGCACAUAUUUUUCCCAGAUCUUAUAUUUUUGUUUCGCCUGUUGAUCAAGAAUAUAAUAUUAUAACUCCUUGUGAUAAUAUUUUGUACUUAUAAUUUUUUAAUUAAACUCUUGAUAGAUGUUUUAAACGUGUUUGUCAAGUAAAACUAGUAGCUAUGACAUAAUAUAUAUAUUAUUAAUAAUGUAUUGAAUUUUGAUAAAAUGAAGAUAGAUAUAAUUAUUUCACUUGUAAAGAGAGCAUCGUUAAAUAAUGUAUAUUCCGCCUUGUAAAUUAUUCGCUUUGUUUUGUAAUAUUUAAGUUUUUGUAAAUUUAUUGUUGAGGGAUAAAACUAGUGAUCUUGUGUUUGUCCCAAUAAUAUAGAAUCGUAGUAUGCCCGUUUUUGCUCGUAAUUAAUAAAUAACUAUAUUCCAUGAUCAAUAAUAAUUAUAUCUAUGAAGUGAUUGCAUACUGUGAAGAUGUUUUUAUCAAAGUUUAAUGUUUAAAAACUUUUGGAUGUCGUGGAACAGUCUGAGCUGUUCUUACUCAAUUGAAUAAUAAUAACAAUGUGAUUUCAACAUUGUAGUAAACUGUAUAGUAUUAUAGCGUAAUCAAAUGUAGCUGAACUGAAGUAGGUAGCUGAUUUCCAUCUAGAAACUCUAAAGAAAACGUUGAUUUUUUGUUGAGUCGAUAUGUUAUGCCUAGGGGAAUGUUUUGUUGUGAGUUGAAAAUGCAAUGUGGGAUGAAGCUAAUAAGUUGAAAAUUUACUAGAACUGUUCCCAAUGUUACGGAAAUAUAGUGCUGUAAAAAAUAAUCAUAAAUGGACAAGUAAAGCUAUUAGUUGGAUAUGUGGUAAGACAAGUUGAUCGAACAUUAACUUAAUUUAGUAAAAAUUGAGCUGGACUAGUUGUAAAUGUAUUUUUUAAACUCAACUCAGUUUUUUAAUAUUCUUCCAAACUAAACUACAAAUGAGGAAAGCUUUGAUUUUUUUGCUGUGAGUUUCAUAACUAUAAAUUGUAUUCCAAAUUGAAAAUAUAUUUGAAGUAAUAGCACUAGACGUGAAUAGAUUUUAGCAUUCAUCUAUUCAAAAUUGAGAAGAGGCUCUAUACUUGGAAGUAGGUCGAUUCAAUCUAUUUUGAAUUAAAGCAUUGAUCUUUACACUCAAUAUCAAACUGCUGAUAUGAUUAUUAUUUUCUGGAGAUAUAAUUACCAUAAAUACUUUCAACUCAACAAUUUAUGCUAUACAACAUAUCAAUCAAAACACCACACUAUUCUAAGUUUGCAAAAAUAUGAAACUUUAACCGAACAUUCAUGAAUUAAUUGGUAUCUAUUUUUAAUUUGUACAUUUCUAUGAAAUAAAAAAUGUAAAUAAAGGAGAUUAUUGUGAUAGGAUUUUUCAAUUAACCAUGUACAUAAGAGUUGCUGUAUGUAAAACAUGAGGAAUAGGUGGUUAUCCUGUAAAUAUUGAUAUCAUUCAUAAUGAACCAAAGAUAUGCCUUUUUUGUUAGCUAACAUGAAUAUUCCAAAACUACAAGGUGUUCAAUUCAAGCUAUCUGUUUUUAUAGUUCUAAUUAGUAGGAGUCAUUCACAAGUUCAACUCACAACAAAGCAUCCCACUUUUUAUAGAAUUAUCUUAAUCAUUAUCUAGUUUCUAUUCUAUUGAACUCUUUGCACUGCUUCCCCACUCUAUUUUCCAACCGUUUUCUCGCAAUUUUCUCAUGUACCAGUAAUCACUUAUAUAAUACUCACACUGCCACAUACUCUUAGAAACAUAUCACACACAAUUUGAAAUUUUUCGCCCUGAAUUCGUUGAGAUGUAUAACUAUCAAAUUUCAAUAGAAUCGGUUAUUGAAUUUCUUGCAAAAUUUAUCCUUGAAAAAGAUGAAUAGGCCACUUACCUCUCUCAAAAAUGGCGAUGCUACCAAAUGAUUUUUCCCUUAAAGAUCUCAAACUUUAGUAUAAAAAAAUCCCUACUAAUUGCACCUGCCAUUGAAUGCUUUAUACUAAUAAGAACUUUCUAUCACGGUACAUACCACAAGGUAUCCUCCCCCUGAAAAAGAUGUGGCCUCUUCUACUUGUAUGUUUCCAAUAAUAUGGUCAUGGUCAGUUGAAGUAGAACCAAUAAUAACACUCUUGAAAGAAGAAUUUCUUGUGAGAAAUAGUUCAAGGCUCAACUUGGGAAAUCAUUAUCGCCAAUAGAUGCAAUAACCGUGCGUGCAUAUUAUUGUACUAUUUUAUUGAAUGACAGUGACUAUCAAUUUACUGAAUAGUCUAUCUGUCAGGAAACAUUCCAUUUUCAAUCACCAAAGUGUUAGUGUCUUGAUUGAAUGAGAAAAAUCAAUUAAAAGUUGAAGUUGCGCUUCUUUUGCCGAAUGUUGGUGUGAAGUUUACAUCCAUCUGCAUAAUCCUUAUCAAAAUUAAUUUAGGGGGAAAAAUGUUGAUAAAUAAAUAAGUAUGAAGCAAUAAGAAAACUUGAUCGUAAAGUUUUUUAUGAAUGUAAAUUACUAUGUUGUUUUGUUGAAUACCGUUAGAUAUUGAUAAUGAAUACACACAGUCGAUUAAUUAUUAUAUAUUGUAUAUACAAACGUAUUAAAUUAUUAAAAAAUGGUGUAUUGAAAGCAAGUCGUAACACGUCUUAUUGAAUAAAUAAAAAAUAGUUGAUGCUGUAAAUAAGAAAAAUUUAAACAAGCUUUAGCGUCUUUUUAAUAUGAGAAAACAAAUUGUAGUUUAUAUACAUAAAUAUAUUAUAAAUAAAAUGUUAUACAUAUACUUAUUAUUACUAUGUACAUGGAUUUCCAUUGAUUAACUAUCAAUUAAGUAAAUUAAUUAUUGAUAAUUAACGAUAGCGAGCAGAAGGAGAUCUUCAAAAUGUUACAUAAUAUAAAAUAUUUUUGCUUAGAUCUCAAAUAUGUGUGAAAGUCUUGGAUUUGGAUUGUAAUAUAAUAAGGAUAAUAAUUAAUUAAUGGUAAUUCAUGACUACUUUUUAGUCGAUUAAAUGUUUCUUAGGCAAUCUAUUAUUAUUGAGGGUGAAAAGGGAGUACAGUAUAGUACUUUGUGUUUGAACCUGUGUGGAUAUCACAGAACAUUUUACUAGAUUUUGAGUAAACUCAACUUUCAACAAUCUUCAUGUUAUUAUAAUGAGCCUGGUUUUUUGUCGAACGAAAUGUCAAUUUGAGAAUUUAUAAUCACUUAAUUUGAAUCUAUAAAUACACCAUUUCUUGAAAUGUAGGGGAAUAUACUAUCCUAAUUCAUGGAUCAUUGUUUUGCGUUCUUUGUGGGCAUUAUUAUGAUUAAAAAUAGAAUUCCAAGUUAUUAAUGACCUAGGUUUUUUUUGUGAACAAUAUAAAAUAAAAUAUAAUAAACAGAGAUUUUCCGUUUGAAAUUGAAUUUUCAGUGUUAAACUUCUUUUUAUCAACUCAAUAAACUAAAAAUAUUCAAGGAGGAAUUUUCAAAAUCCUCUAGAGCAGUUUAAAGAGUCUUCCCUCCCAAAUUAUAGAGGUUGGCGUCUCCAGGCUUACACCAGGCUUAGAAGUGACGAUCCAAAUGAAUGGAACACUUUGUCAUUAUAAAACAAAAUUAAUGGAAUUCAAACAAUGUUAUUAAAUAUUUUCCUUAAAGGAUUUAUUAAUCAUUAUUAUUUGCUCUUAAAAUUUGUACAUAGUAAUUGUUGAGAUGUUUUUUUAAACUUAUUGCUCCAAUUCUGGUCAUUGAAAUUCAUUAUAGCAAUAUUUUUUGAAUAUCAUUCUAUGGUGAUUAUUGAUUAUAAAUCAUAUUGAAGAGAUUAACUUUUGAAAAAGGUAUGAGUUUGGAGUCAUAAAUAAUAGUUCAUUUCAUAGUUCUUCUAUUUCAAGUAUUCUUCUAUUCAUGACAACUGUAUGAAUAAAAAGCAAUGUAUUUGAUUACUAAUGUAAUGUGUUGAUUUUAAAUUGAAAUUAAUAUCUAUGUGGAGUUCCAUUUGAAUUUGUAUGUUAUUACAAAAAUAUUCGAAUCAUACUAAUCAUUUUCAAAUUAGAAAUCUACUCUCCGUUUUCAAAUAUAAUCAUAAUUAAAUCAAAAAGUAAAAUACAGAAUUUGUAUGUUAAAAUUUUUACUAUCUACCACUGAUUUGAAAUCUUGAGUAGUUUUUUAUGUGUUCAAUAGAAUAUGAUUGAUAUUUACGCUACAUUAUUUAUUGAAUUUUAGUGAUAUAAUUUUUAAAAUCUGAUUGAGCAGCUUGCAACCAGUUAUGAAGUGGUUGUUCCAAUACAGCAAUUGCAUUUAUAAGCUGAUGGGCUGUCAAUGUUUAUAAGGUAGUGUAUUUUUUAGUGUGUGUUUCUAGUUGACAAACUUUUAUAUGCUCAAAAUUAUUUUUUCAUUUCAUGUAAAUUAUCAAUACUUCACUGAUAUUCACUUAUUAAAGCAAUGAAAAUAUUCAAACAAUUUUCUUCAUCCAGAUCUGCGUGUUGUAACAAGAGUUAUCGAUUUAAAUAGACAAUUGUUUCGAUA